Purpureocillium takamizusanense is the source of this 3502-nucleotide messenger RNA. RefSeq names its product Aminoacyl-tRNA hydrolase (gene NAT10). Gene Ontology annotation, biological process: rRNA acetylation involved in maturation of SSU-rRNA. Lineage: Eukaryota; Fungi; Ascomycota; Sordariomycetes; Hypocreales; Ophiocordycipitaceae. Bases 110 to 3310 code for a protein of 1066 amino acids. Gene Ontology annotation, molecular function: ATP binding; tRNA binding; 18S rRNA cytidine N-acetyltransferase activity. Gene Ontology annotation, cellular component: 90S preribosome; nucleolus. The record is from RefSeq and is a predicted model, not a curated record. The transcript has 4 exons.
AAAUUUUGGAACCGUGAGAGCUGCCCGCGCUCGGGCGAAUCGACGACACAGCCUUGGUUGCGCCAAACUGUUUCCUCCGUGCAAUUGACCGCCUGGGCACGCUCGCAACAUGUCGCGCAAACAAGUGGAUCAGCGCAUUCAGACGCUCAUCCGCAAUGGCUUGCAGGAGAAGAAGAGGAGCUUCUUCGUCGUGGUGGGCGACCGCUCCAAGGACGUGAUUGUGCAUCUACACUACAUAAUGUCUAGUAUGGACAUCAAGCAGAACAAAUCUGUGCUGUGGGCGUACAAGAAUAAGCUGCUUGGCUUUACGAGUCAUCGCAAGAAGCGCGAGCAAAAGAUCAAGAAGGAGAUUAAGCGAGGCAUCCGCGAGGCCAACUCUGAAGACCCGUUCGAACUCUUCGUGUCGCUGCACAAUAUCCGAUACACAUACUACAAGGAGACGGACAAGAUUCUGGGAAACACCUUUGGCAUGUGCAUUCUGCAAGACUUUGAGGCGCUCACGCCCAAUAUCCUGGCACGAACAAUCGAGACGGUCGAGGGCGGCGGCCUUGUCGUCAUGCUGCUCAAGGGCAUGAACAGUCUGCGACAGCUCUACAACCUGUCCAUGGACGUCCACUCUCGGUACAGGACCGAGGCCCACACCGAUGUCGUCGCGCGGUUCAACGAGCGUUUCCUGCUGUCUCUGGGUCGCUGCGAGUCUUGUCUGGUUAUUGAUGAUGAGCUAAACGUGCUGCCCAUAUCGGGCGGCAAGGACGUCAAGGCCCUCCCGCCGCCGGACCUGGAUCAGCCCAAGACGGAGCAGCAGAUUGAGCUCGACGGCAUCAAGGACGAGAACCAGGAGAGGCAGCCGGUCGGGUCGCUCAUCUCGCUCGCGCGUACCGUGGACCAGGCAAAGGCGCUUCUCACCUUCACGGAAGCCAUCUCCGAGAAGACUCUGAGGAGCACCGUCGCGCUUACUGCCGCCAGAGGUCGAGGCAAGUCUGCUGCCAUGGGUGUCGCCAUUGCCGCCGCCGUGGCGUACGGAUACAGCAAUAUUUUCAUCACUUCCCCAUCACCAGAAAACUUGAAGACCUUGUUCGAGUUCAUUUUCAAGGGCUUCGAUGCACUUGGUUACGCCGAUCAUGCCGACUAUUCCAUCAUCCAGAGCACAAACCCCGACUUUAACAAGGCGAUUGUGCGAGUAAAUAUUCACCGGCAGCACCGCCAGACCAUUCAGUAUAUUCGGCCCCAAGAUUCCCAUGUUUUGGGUCAAGCCGAGCUGCUUGUUAUUGAUGAGGCGGCUGCCAUUCCCCUUCCCCUCGUGCGCAAGCUUAUGGGACCCUACCUGGUCUUCAUGGCCUCCACCAUCAACGGCUACGAGGGAACCGGUCGGUCUCUGUCUCUCAAGCUCAUCAAGCAGCUGCGAGAGCAAUCGCGAUCCGCUUCCAUCACCAACGGUGACACCGAACUGGCUGAUAGGUCAACCGGCAAGGCUGCCAAGACGGAAGAGUACCAGGCUGCAAGGAAGCUGCGUGAAAUCACUCUGUCCGAGCCCAUCCGAUAUGCCAAGGGCGAUGCUGUGGAGAAGUGGCUGAACAAGCUCCUGUGCCUAGACGCAACACUGCCCAAGGCCAAGGCUAACGUUCAUGGCUGCCCUGACCCCAAUCAGUGCGAGCUUUUGGCCGUCAACCGCGACACCCUCUUCUCCUUCCACCCCGUCUCCGAAGCAUUCCUCCAACAAAUGGUGGCGCUGUACGUCGCAAGCCACUACAAGAACUCGCCCGAUGACUUGCAGCUCAUGAGCGAUGCGCCGGCGCAUGAGCUCUUCGUCCUGGUCCCCCCGAACGUGGAGGAUACCGGCAAGCUGCCCGAGCCCCUGUGCGUCAUCCAGGUCGCGCUGGAAGGCAAGAUUAGCAGACAGAGCGUUCUUAACAGCCUGAGCCGUGGCCAGCGGCCUCAUGGCGAUCUCAUCCCCUGGUUGGUGAGCCAGCAAUUCCAGGACGAGGACUUUGCUUCCCUCUCCGGCGCCCGUGUCGUACGGAUAGCGACCAACCCAGAGUACGUGUCUAUGGGCUACGGAUCAAAGGCUCUGGAGCUCCUGACCGACUACUAUGAGGGUCGCUUUGCCUCCCUGUCCGAGGACGACGACCAGGUCAUGGAGGAGAAGAUGCAUCGGGCCACCGAUGCCGAGUUGGCCAAGGCGUCGCUACUGAGCGAGGAGAUCAAGAUCCGCGACCAGGCGAAUAUGCCGCCGCUGUUUGCCAAGUUGAGAGAGAAGAGACCGGAGGCUCUGGACUACAUUGGUGUCAGCUACGGUCUGACGAAGCCUCUCCACAAGUUUUGGAAGCGCUCGGCAUUUUCACCGGUAUACCUGCGGCAGACUGCCAACGAUCUUACCGGCGAGCACACCUGCGUUAUGCUCCGGCCGCUUGAGAACAGUCAGGACAGGACUUGGCUGGGGGCGUUCUCCCGAGACUUUCAAAAGCGCUUCCUGUCAUUGCUGUCGUACCAGUUCAGGGGCUUCACAACCGCCGAGGCGCUUAGUAUCGAUGAGUCCGCCAACGCUGGCGCAAAGUUAGACUCGGUCGAGGCCCCCGCCAUGGACAAGUACGAGCUGGACCGCAACUUCUCGCCCUUCGACCUGAAGCGGUUGGAGUCGUACGCGAACAACAUGCUGGACUACCACGUCAUCCUGGACAUGAUGCCGGUCAUUGCCAAUCUGUACUUCUCGGGCAAGCUCAAAGGCGACAUCAAGUUGACGGGCUUGCAGCAGUGCAUCCUAUUGGGCAUUGGCUUGCAGCGCAAGGAGAUCGAUGCCAUUGGAAAGGAAUUGGAUGUACAGCCGUCGCAGCUCCUGGCCAUGUUUAUCAAGAUCCUUCGCAAGGUGACGGCACACUUUGGUACGCUAGUGUCCGCCGCCGUCGAUGCGGAGAUGCCCAAGCCCGAGAAGAUUGGUGUCUCGAGGGCCGACGCUAGCGGCGCGCACGAUGACGAAGUGGUGGACGAGCGCUUCGCACCCUUGUCCACGUCUCUCGACGACGAGCUGGAAGAGGGUGGGGACGAGGCCCUCACGGCGCUCAGGCAGAAGCAGAGGGAGCUGAUUGACUCUCUGCCGCUGGAUCAGUUCGAAAUUGAGGGUGACGCCCCUGCCUGGGCAGAGGCUGAGAAGCAGGUCAAGAGCGCCACGAGGGACGGCAAGUCGAACACAGUCGUUAGCGUAAAGUCUGGCAAGCAAAAACGCAAGGUCGGGCAAACGGCGGCCGAAGUCUACGAGGAGGCCAUGGGCGACAAGUCUCGCAAGAAGGCCAAGAAGGGUAAGAAGUCUGCGUAAAGUGACGCAUAGAUUUGUUCUGGUUGCAAAUUGCAUGCAUGGAUACGGCGUAUCGGGAUGCGAUUUUGGGCUGGUCGUUGUUUACCUUUCGUUGAUGGGAAGUCUGUUACAAGUCGGCUUGGUAGAUUCCCAAAGAGAGUUUAUACCAGUAAACAUUGUUUGGCUGCCCCUGGAGAUCUUGGGUUGCGCCUG